AAGAAAUACCAGCAACAUAAGAUCCGAAAACAGAAAUAAUCGAUAGAUUUGGCAGCUUUAUUAUUUUUUUUUCAUUCAGUCUAGAAUUCUGGCUGUGCUAAACGAUAAUUACUUUUAAUACACGGAUUUCUUUUAUUGUCGGCGCUAGACAUUGGUUGUGUCUUUUUCUAAAAUAAAUUGAUAAUAGUGCAAAUAGUGUAUGUCGUUUUCGAAUUUGGUGAAAAAUGUUAAAGCCAGAUCUGCAACAUCAGUUUUGGGUGACAAAAAAAGCCGUUCAACGUAAAUUAGGCAGCAAAGAAGAUGAAUGUAUUGUGUCAUCGGACGCAGAGCUCGAUUCAAAAAUUGAUUUGCUUAAAUCGAUUGGCGAUAGUUGUCAGCAACUCAAACGCAUACUCGAUAAUUAUCAAGAGAAAAUUUGCAUUUUAGCACAAGAAGAAAAUGCGUUGGGCGUUUUCCUAAAGGAAUCGGGUAAACAUAGCACAACAACAAGUAAACACAUGUGUUGUACCGGAAAAUCGAUUUCCUAUUGUGGACAACAACAUAUGAAAAUUCGUGCACCAUUGGUACGAUUACAACAUGAAAUCGAAACUUUUAAUGGUCAAGCGAUUAAAGAUACAUACAAUACCGUCCAAGCAAUGGAACGUGAACGCACCGAAUAUCGUGCCGCAUUGGGUUGGAUGAAAGCAGCCAGUGCACAAUUGGAUCCGGACAAGGGACGUGGUCUGGAUAAAUUUCGUAAUGCACAAAUGUAUGUAAGAACGGCCAAAACAAAAUUCGACACCAUGACACUGGACUGUUUGCAAAAGAUCGAUUUGCUUGCGGCUGCACGUUGCAAUAUGUUUUCACAUGUUUUGGUCGCAUAUCAAGCAGCGUUACUCGAUUCUGCCACGAAAACAUCCUACACAUUUCAAGCGGCCUUAAAAAUUCUCGACGAAAAACCACAAUAUAAUUUCACCAUUUUAAAGGAUUUAACACAAGUUCCAGUAGUUAAUGACAGCAAUCCAUCGGCCGAAUCAAAAGAAAUUGCACCAAUCGAUUUCGAUCAAAUGUUAUUCUUCAAGGAAGAUUUUGAAGACGAUAUAAAAUCGACGAAGGGCGAUUCAACCCCAGCAACAUCAAAUGCUGAAAAAUCUGAAAAGAAAGCAACCAAAGAGUCCAUAGUACCAAAAUCCGAUACAAAUGAAAACGCAACAGGUGGAACAAAAGCCAGUGUCGAUGAUUCGACCAUAUUUGAUUUACUAGAUUUAUCAACAAAUGAAUCAAGCGAAACUGAUUGCUUAUUAGACAUAUUCAGCAAUGCUGCAAAUAAUUGCAAACCAAGUACUUCGUCUGCCACUGCCACUGCACAAUCAUCAUCAUCAUCGAAUAUUUUAACGUUUGAUUUUUUGAAAAAAAUGCAUAGUUCAACAGUCUCAUCGGAAUCGAGUAAAAAAGGUGUAAACAAUAAAUCAAAGAUGACCAAUGAUAAUAAGAAAACGUCAGGAAUAAACUGGAUAGAUUUGUUUGCAGAUCUUGAUCCAUUGGCCAUGGAGAAAAAAAUUGCUGGAUCGAAUCAGAAUUGCUUAGACGCUUAAAAGCGCAGGAAACACAAAAGCCAACAAGAAACAAAAUUCAAAUAAGCGAAGCAAAAAAUACAAUAAAUAAUCGAAAACAUCGACAAGUGAACCGUUCAUAUAGUGUCUGUUUCAGCUUAACCAAAACAGAAUUAACAUAUUAUGUUGGUUUUUUUUUUCUCUAUAUUUUCGAACAAAAUAGACACGUUUCAAUCUGAGGACGCUAAUGCAGCGUGUCUUGCAUAUUGAAUCUAUUUUUUUUUGCUUUAUGUGUAUCAAUUUCUUGAAUCUAAUAUAAGAGUUCUCAAUUUUAUUUUUCUGUUUCUUUAAAUUUUACUCCAGACAUGUGUUGUAAUAAGUU
This is a messenger RNA of Contarinia nasturtii (swede midge), 1914 nucleotides long. RefSeq names its product islet cell autoantigen 1 (gene ICA69). Gene Ontology annotation, cellular component: Golgi apparatus. Lineage: Eukaryota; Metazoa; Arthropoda; Insecta; Diptera; Cecidomyiidae. The transcript has 4 exons. The record is from RefSeq and is a predicted model, not a curated record. Gene Ontology annotation, molecular function: protein domain specific binding. Gene Ontology annotation, biological process: regulation of transport. The coding region runs from base 225 to 1574 and encodes 449 amino acids.